This is a messenger RNA of Penicillium atrosanguineum, 1137 nucleotides long. RefSeq names its product PHD finger protein. The coding region runs from base 1 to 1137 and encodes 378 amino acids. The record is from RefSeq and is a predicted model, not a curated record. Lineage: Eukaryota; Fungi; Ascomycota; Eurotiomycetes; Eurotiales; Aspergillaceae. The transcript has 2 exons.
AUGGCCCCUAGGAAGACCCAGAAAGACAGCGCACAAGGCCCAGGCCGCGGCGCGUCACGCAAACGAGCGCGUCGCGAUUCCUCUCUUGUUGAAUCCGAUGCCGGUCAAACUCAGGCCAACAGACCAGCUAUUGACCAGAGCGAAGGAAUGGAUGCUGCAUCAGAGUCAACAUUACAGCAACCUAUCAUUUCAUGGGCAGCGCUCCUUGAUUCCUUCGAAACGGAGCCCAUGACCGCUCAAAUACAAAGACACAAAGAUUGGCGUCGUAGCGGAUCUUUAAAUGACAAAUUCUGCCGUGUUUGCCUUCAACCGGGCGAUCUCUAUCCUUGCCAUACGUGCAAGCCAGCAUUUCAUGCCGGAUGCAUUCCAGAUGGCUCUCGACGCGACACUGCAGACAACCUCUUUUGCGCUAUUUGUGUUCGACGUGGCUGGAACGUGGCCCCUCCUUCACUUACGCCUCCCCCUUCUCCAGGGCUAGCACCUGCACGAAAGCUAGAUGCUACAGUGAAACCCGCGGUCAUAGCGCCAAGGCGUAGCAUGCCCGACGGUAGUGUCGGUCCUGCGGCAGUUUUCAAUAGUAUGCAGGAGCAAGAGGCAGCAAAGAACGCCAUGACGCCCUUUCCUGCCGAUUAUCGCGCUGUGCAGCCUCGAGCCGCCGCGAUAGAUCUCGCGGGCUCGUCCAAUAGUAACGCGCCUAGCGAAAAUAAUGAUCGUAAUACGGCAUCACCACGUCCGAAGCGACAACGCAAGUCUCGAUUUGCUACGCUGUCCAGUGAAGUCGAUGCCUCGCUUGCCGUUCUCUACCGUGAACUGGAAUCUGUCGCGUCUCUCAAAGCGCAAGUUGAGGAUCUACAGAUUCAAAACACGCAAUAUCUCCAGACCGUUAAGAUCCGCGAUAACAACAUAGCUGUUCUGCGCAGGGACCUGGACAAUCGAAAAGCUGAGAAUGAAGAACUGGCUAGAUUACGAGCGAAUAUUUCCCAUCAUGACACUCUCAAGAAGAAAGUGGAAGAUCUUCAAUCGAGGAAUGCGCAACUGGAAGCAGAUUUGCAGGUUUCACGCGAACAGACAGCGGCAGCUCAAGAACUCGUGAACGAUUGGAAGGGAAAACUUUCCCAGUUGAUCGGUACUUCUUGA